CAUCUUCCGCUUCAUCGCCUGCUCAAGAUGAACUUUGCGCCUUACCAGGACGAGUCCCCCGAGGUGGAACGCGCCUUCUCGCCGUCGCUGGCCGACGCGAAUCGCAUCAAGUCCCCCAAUCUUCGAUCGCCUCGCGGAUCUCCUCCCGUCCCCGGACUCGCUUCACCGGGGCUCCCCUCCCCCAGUCAGUUCGCCGGUGCGGGUCAUAUAAACACCAGUGGACAUGGAAACACGGGAUUUGGCAAUGAUGUGGAGAGCGGUCGUUGGAAUCUCGGGGCUUUCGACACCAGUCUCCCCAUCCGUAUGGAUGUUGAAGCUAUGCUGGCAUAUUUGCUUCUGCCUCCUGCCGGUGGUGUCUUCCUCCUGUUGGUAGAACACAAGAGCGACUAUGUUCGCUUCCACGCCUGGCAAUCGAGCAUGCUUUUCACCGUCAUGUUUAUACUCCACCUAAUAUUCUCCUGGUCAAGCUUCUUCUCAUGGCUCUUGUUUAUCUGUGAUAUUUCAAUGAUCGGUUUUCUCAGCAUGCGGGCUUAUCGAGAUGUUGACACUCUCGAACAUUUCGAAGUCCCAAUCUUUGGCCGACUGGCCAACUCCUUUGUUGACGAUGAAUGAACUCUCUAUAAUAACUGCAUGAUAUUGCUCUUCACAUGAUAUGUGUCCCGAGGCUGCUCGCCUGAUGCUUCUUAAGCCACCUUGCCUGGACAAUCUUCCUGAUCAAGGACUGGUGAGCCUUCCAUUGUACAGUGUCAAUUGAACAUAUUGCGGAACCUCUUAUGUCUUUAUAAUCUGUUAUUUGCUGGCCUGCUGUGCAUGAUGCUCUGCUAUGUAUUCCUGUCACUACCCAUCAUGCUGUCUUCACUUGAAUUGUAAUAUCUCUUUAUCACACCUUUCUAGCUGCUCCAUACCGUGCUUCGUCAAGUUCCG
Molecule: messenger RNA, 924 nt
Organism: Aspergillus costaricaensis CBS 115574
Lineage: Eukaryota; Fungi; Ascomycota; Eurotiomycetes; Eurotiales; Aspergillaceae
Exons: 4
Coding region: 28-612 (194 amino acids)
Source: RefSeq, a predicted model, not a curated record